This is a messenger RNA of Trifolium pratense (red clover), 2218 nucleotides long. RefSeq names its product F-box/LRR-repeat protein 17. The coding region runs from base 82 to 1899 and encodes 605 amino acids. Lineage: Eukaryota; Viridiplantae; Streptophyta; Magnoliopsida; Fabales; Fabaceae. The transcript has 11 exons. The record is from RefSeq and is a predicted model, not a curated record. Gene Ontology annotation, molecular function: protein binding.
AAGCGCGCGAACUCUCCCGCGCUCUGGUUCUUAUAUUUUUAUUAUACCAUUGCACUCUCAUUUCUCUUCUCCGUUCCAACAAUGCAACAUUCAACCAUCGCCGCCGCAUCACAAUCUUCUCGCGGCGGCGAUUCCGCCGAGAGUUCCGAUAUUAAACCAGCAAAAAAACGUGGUAGUUAUAACUGUGGUCGUUGUGGUCUUCCUAAGAAAGGUCAUAACUGCAACGUCAAAACCCCUGUCUCCGCCACCCCCGCCACCACUACACCUGCCGAUUCAUCUCUAUCUGUCGUUUCUGUACCUUCGUCCGCUGUAUCUGUGAUUCGUCAGCCGUCCACGAAUCUCCGUCGUGCUCUUUCGUUCGAAGGUCUUGACGAUCGAGCAAGCGGACUUGAUUUGGUGGCGGUUGACGAUAAAGAAGAUGGAGAUUCGUUUCCGGAGCCAGAUCUUGAACCAGAUCUGGAGGUUCUGGAGGUUUCAGAUCUGGAUAUGGAUUUUGACUCGUGCGGUUUACCGUCGAGUCUCCGGUGGGAAGUGUUGAGGAGGCUUCCACCGGCGGGGCUGUUAUCGGCUGCUAAGGUGUGUAAGGGAUGGAGAGAGACGGCGAGGAAGCUGUGGAGAGCGACUGAGGAGUUGAAGCUUAGGGUUCCGGCGAAGGUUCAUGUUGGAUUCGUUGCGUCGAUGCUGCAGAAAUGUCCUGGGAUAGUGAGGCUUUCGCUUAGGUUGGAAAGUGAUUUUGACUCUACAAUGCUGGCUUGUAUUGCAUUUUCAUGCCCUAAUUUGGAGUCUAUGGAGAUCUCGAUAUUCAACACCGCAACCAAUCGGAUCAAUGGGGAUGAAUUGGGCCGAUUUGUUGCUGACAAAAGAAACCUCAAAAGCCUCAAGAUGGAAGGUUGUUCUAAUCUAGGGGGUUUUGUCCUUUGUUCAUCUAGUUUGUCUACACUUUGGCUAUCAGAUCUGCACUCUUUAUCUAAGAUGGUAUUUAACUGUCCCCAGCUGAGAGAGAUUUCACUUGAAUUUUCUUGCCAAGAAAAUGAAGGCACUGAUCUCAUAACUAUGAUUGAAGGGUUGGGAAGAAUUUGCUUGAAACUACAGAACAUUCAUAUAGCUUCAAUGCGGCUUUCUCAUGCUGCUGUGCUUGCUCUCACAGCUGCUCAACUGAGGGGGCUGCGAAUGCUUUCUCUUGUUCUUGGAUCUGAAUUAACUGAUGCAUCUGUUGCUGCAAUUGCUUCAAGCUAUCCAAAUCUAGAAUUGCUUGACCUCAGUGGAUCUGGCAUAAGUGACAGUGGCAUUGGAAUGAUUUGCAACGUAUUCCCUGAAACACUUAGAAGACUUCUCCUUGCUCUUUGCCCUAAUGUGACUUCAAGUGGCAUUCAAUUUGCUACAGCUCAAUUGCCCCUUCUUGAACUUAUGGACUGUGGCAUGGCCAUAUGUGAUCCAAAUUUUCCUGAUCCAACUGCUGAUGAAAAUGACUGCAAAUCACUGAAAACAUCCAGCGCAAAUCUACAGCAUAUAAACCAAAAACUAAUCAUCAAACAUAGCCGUUUAAAGAAACUCAGUUUGUGGGGUUGCACUGGAUUGGAUGCCCUGUACUUAAACUGCCCAGAACUCAUUGAUCUGAACCUAAAUUCUUGUAGAAAUCUGCAUUCAGAGAGGCUGUUGCUUCAAUGCCCCACUUUGCAAAAUGUUCAUGCAUCAGGUUGUCAGGAUAUGUUAAUUGAGGCUAUCCAAAGUCAGGUCCGCAAUGCUUUUCCUGCUAUAGAUAACCAUUCGCCUUCUAAACGUCUACCUGAUGGCUCCAAAAGGGUUCGGGUUCCUUAUUUACUUAGUGGAGAGUCCCCUGAACCUGAAAAAAAACGAAGGAGGAUCGAGAGAAUUCCAUGCAAUGUGCUUGUGGACUGAUUUCCCUUGAAGCUUAUUCUCAUUUUUCUUUAUGGUGAUGAAGGUGGGCUGGAACUUAUUCUAUUGUAUACUAUAUGUGCAAUAUCUUGUGAUGUUAUAUAAUAUGCAUUAUCCCUUAGCUACCAAACAGGUCAUAAAUUUUCAAUUUAGGCUCUCAAAUUGGUGCCCUAGUUGAAACUGUAUCUCAUCGCAAACAAAUGUUUAUGUUUAAAAUACUCUUGUAUGAAUUAUAUGGAUGAAUGCCUCAUUUUUAUUGAAAUAAUGUAUUGAAUUAUAUGGAUGAAUGCCUCAUUUUUUAAUGAAAAGUAUUUUAUGAAAA